Messenger RNA from Schistocerca piceifrons (Central American locust), 3768 nucleotides. It is a transcript of the gene P58IPK, whose product is annotated as dnaJ homolog subfamily C member 3. The record is from RefSeq and is a predicted model, not a curated record. The transcript has 11 exons. Lineage: Eukaryota; Metazoa; Arthropoda; Insecta; Orthoptera; Acrididae. Gene Ontology annotation, biological process: protein folding in endoplasmic reticulum. Bases 130 to 1599 code for a protein of 489 amino acids. Gene Ontology annotation, molecular function: protein-folding chaperone binding; misfolded protein binding. Gene Ontology annotation, cellular component: endoplasmic reticulum.
CUCCGCCAAUGGGCAAAGACCACGAUUGUCAUGGAACCGUCCUGAGCUUACGUUUGUAAGAAUGGCAAAUACGUGAAGAGGCGGUGGCGUGUAUCCUGAGCGUCAAGCGAUUGCUUGAGGAUUGAAGGAAUGGAAGCUCUACAACCGUCUUCGAUAAAAAUCUGGCCUGCAUGGUUAUCGGUUUUGGUGCUAAGUUCUAUGUACAAAGACUGUGAUGGCACAACACAGGCUGAAAUAAACAAGCAUUUGGAGAUGGGGAGAGACUUCCUGGGACGUGGACAGCUACAGGAUGCCUUAUCGCAUUACCAUGCAGCUUUAGAGGGAGAUCCAGCCAACUAUCUGACUUACUUCAAACGAGCUACUGUCUACUUAGCACUUGGGAAGUCAAAAUUUGCCCUUAUGGAUCUGGAUAGGGUACUUGAACUGAAGCCAGAUUUUACAGCUGCCCGUUUGCAGCGAGGUAAUGUCCACUUGAAACAAGCCCAGCUGCAAGAAGCUUUAAGAGAUUAUACAGAUGUGCUCCAGGAGAAUCCAUUUAAUGAAGAAGCCCUUCUUGGACAGAGUAGAGUGGAACCUGCAAUGUAUGACAUACAGUUAGCAGAGAGAUAUGUUGAAAUGGGUGAAUGUAGUGCUGCGAUUGACACCAUCACUAAAGUAAUAGAGGUUUGCCCAUGGGCAUCCCAUUUGCGAGAGUUGCGAGCCGACUGCCAUGUUGCACUUGGUGACACAAUGUCUGCUAUUUCAGAUAUCAGAUCAACAACAAAAUUGGAGUCUGACAACAUAGUUGGUUUCCUCAAAUUGUCUCGUCUUCUGUACCAGCUUGGACAAGCCCAGGAAUCUUUGAAGGAGAUCAGAGAAUGUCUCAGGUUAGACCCUGAACAUAAAGAGUGCUUCCCUUUCUACAAAAAAGUAAAGAAAGUGGACAAAUUUCUUCAGGAUAUGGAAACAGCAGCAAAUAACAAAGAUUAUACAAAAUGCGUUGAACAAGCUAAAAAGGUGCUGAAAGAGGAGCCUACCAUUCAGAUGAUUUCUUUUCUUGCAAAACAGAAAUUGUGCCAUUGUUACUUGAAAUCAGAUCAAUUGUCCCUGAGUAUUCAGAGUUGUAGAGAGGCUCUAGAACUUCAGAAAGACCCAUAUGUACUUUGUGACCGUGCUGAAGCCUACAUCAGCAGCGAAAUGUAUGAUGAUGCUAUUCAUGAUUACCAGGAUGCUCUUGAAAUGGAUGAAAACUUGCAACGUGCUAAGGAGGGCCUACAGAGAGCAAGAAAACUCCAGAAGCAAGCGGAAAAAAGAGAUUACUAUAAAAUCCUUGGUGUGAAGAGGACAGCAAGCAAGCAAGAAAUUAUAAAGGCUUACCGAAAAAUGGCACAGAAGUGGCAUCCAGAUAAUUUCCAAGGGGAUGAGAAGAAAAUAGCAGAAAAGAAAUUCAUUGACAUUGCAGCUGCUAAAGAAGUAUUGACAGAUCCAGAUAAGCGUAGCAAAUUUGAUAUGGGCGAAGAUCCAUUAGACCCAGAGGCUCCAAAUCAACAUGGAUUUAAUCCAUUUCAGCACACCCAUUUCCACGGCAGUCCAUUUCAGUUCAAGUUCCACUUCAACUGAAUGAUGCGAGGCUGGUCCUACACACACAGUUGGAGAAAAACAAAUCCACAACACACUGCUUGAAAUGUGGUGUAUUAUUUCAACCAACAGCUGCUGCAUGUGUGUGUGUGUGUGUGUGUGUGUGUGCAAUAUCAGUUUUAAAUUAAUCCAACUUUUGACUUAUUUUCCAUACUUUGAACGGUUUUCCAGCAAAUUAAUUACUGAACUACGAAAAAGAUAUUUAAUUUUCAGUUUCAAAAGUCCUACUUUUUCCUCACUUCAGAAAUUAUUUUAUUUUUGCAGUGUUUGAUACACAGAACUACUGGUGUAUUUUUUGACACCAAACAAUGUUUUGAAAUGGUCAUAUUGCUAUGUGUUAUGGCUAAAGUAAUGUGCCUUGGUUCAUGAAUAUAUGAAUGUCAGCUUACUUCUGUCACAACAUGUUCAGUUGUAAAUGUGACUGACACUGCGUGUGGAAAUAUUUGUAAAAUUUCCCUUUUGUGUGUGUGUGUGUGUGUGUGUGUGUGUGUGUGUGUGUGUGUGUGUGUGUUUUUGCACACGCGCUCGUGUGUGCGCACUUGUGCACUUUAGUGCAGGCAAGUGCUUGUAAUAAUUGUGUGCCAACUUUUGGUUUUUGCACUGCAGUCACUUGUUGUACUGUGUUCAUUGCAAAAAUGAAAUCAAAAUAAUUUUUGACAGUGUGUAGACUGCAGUUAAGUGAUUCAUUUUUAUAAAUGCAUUUUCCACACUUGGUAUGUUGUUUUGCAAAGUAAAAUAUUGUUGCAUGUUGCCAUUUUUUCAUUAUGCCCUACUUAAAUAUUAAUGUAACACGUGUAAUUUAUGUUACUGAAAAUAAAAUAUGCAGAGGAGGCAUAGCUUUAAGAUACUGUGUGCCCAGAAUUGUGCAGGCCAUACAUGUUUAUGUAGUUCUGUUAGUCACGAAACUGUGAAUAAUGCAAUAAAAUAGUUACCAUAAUCCUGUGACUUCUGUUAAACAUUUGUUUUUUGUUUUGUUUUAUUAUAAUAAAUGUUGCAAUGUGAAAAAGUGUCAUGACAUUAUUAAAAAUUCUGAAUCCAAGUAAUGUUGACAGUAGGUAUUGCUGCCAGAGGUAUUGUAUUAAUUAGAAACACUGGAAUUUUUUAACAAGACUAUAUUAAUUUCUUUAAUUAUAAAAUUGUAUUUGUAAAAUGAAUUUAACAAGUUGUCUGCUGAACUCCUAGUUGAAUUAACAAAUGAGUUUAGUUUCCGCAGUGUUAUGCCUGCUCUGCAAAAUGAGACUGAAACGUUACUGGUUCUCUACGUGUUUUUGAUUAAAGAUUAUUUACUAUCGUUAAUUGUUGGAAGUGAUUAGACUAUUUUAAAUACUUGAGUCUAUCACCAUUACCAUGUCUUAUAAAUUUGGUUUCUUCAGAUUAUUCCAUAACUUAACAUGGUAUUAGUUGCUAGGAAUAAAGGAAAUUCAUCAGUGCAUUAUCUAAAAAAGUGUUCGAAGUCCGACUUGAGCAAUUUUAAUAUGAAACUAUAUAUACAUGAGUGUUUAUCAGAGUGUGGAAUCAUGUGAUUUAUUAUACAUUAACAGUCAAUUCAUUAAUGACUGUGCUACUUCUGUGAAACAGUUGAAUGGAGAAACAUAUAUGACAUAUCAUCUGUCUGUAACAAAUGAACAGUUUUAUUUGACAAGUGCUUCAAUAUUUUAGUUUUAAAUAUUGUGUAGCUGCAUAUGGCUGCCGCACAUCUGUACUGUCGUAACUGAGUGGCCUAUAAGGCAUAUACGAAACAGACGUCGUAGAUGUUCUGCCAAUAGUCAUAACAUUGGUGAAGGAAAGCUUAUUUCCUUUGUCAGCAUGGGAAACUUUUUUUUUUAUUGAACGUUGAGAAUGGGUGUCCGUGUUGAAUGUGUGUCAUAUUACUCGACUUAUUGUGUUACAUGUGUGUAUGUGACUACAGGAAAACUGCAAUGUGUGUCUGCGUGUGUGUUUUUAAUCCGUGAAAUGUAUGCCCACAUUGUGGCUUGAAGAAUGAUCUUCGGUAAAUUAUUACACUAGUAUUGUUCUGUAUAUAUGGACAAUGUGUUUUAUCAGUUCCUUGUGUGUUCUGUAACCCAUGACUGGUUACUUCAGUCUUGAUUUGUGAUAUAACAGACUGUGAAACUUAAGUUACAGAAAAAUAAAAUGCUAUAUUGUUAAUAA